AUGGAGGAAGAGGAGCCAGAGCAGGAGGAGCCAGAGCAGGAGCCAGAGGAGGAGCCAGAGCAGGAGGAGCCAGAGGAGGAGCCAGAGGAGGAGCCAGAGCAGGAGCCAGAGCAGGAGCCAGAGCAGGAGCCAGAGGAGGAGCCAGAGGAGGAGCCAGAGGAGGAGCAGGAGCCAGAGGAGGAGCCAGAGCAGGAGCCAGAGCAGGAGCCAGAGCAGGAGCAGGAGCCAGAGCAGGAGCUAGAGAAGGAGCCAGAGCAGGAGCCAGAGCAGGAGCCAGAGGAGGAGCCAGAGGAGGAGCCAGAGGAGGAGCCAGAGGAGGAGCCAGAGCAGGAGCCAGAGCAGGAGCCAGAGCAGGAGCCAGAGCUUCAUGUGUGGCUCCUGAAGCAGCUCCUGAAGCAGCUCCUCCUGAAGCAGCUCCUCCUGAAGCAGCUCCUGAAGCAGCUCCUGAAGCAGCUCCUGAAGCAGCUCCUCCUGAAGCAGCUCCUCCUGAAGCAGCUCCUCCUGAAGCAGCUCCUCCUGAAGCAGCUCCUGAAGCAGCUCCUGAAGCAGCUCCGACACCUCUGUUUUUACAAACUACAUUUACUGCUUUAA
Messenger RNA from Knipowitschia caucasica, 591 nucleotides. The record is from the annotation of a GenBank genome assembly. Lineage: Eukaryota; Metazoa; Chordata; Actinopteri; Gobiiformes; Gobiidae.